Molecule: messenger RNA, 944 nt
Organism: Glossina fuscipes
Lineage: Eukaryota; Metazoa; Arthropoda; Insecta; Diptera; Glossinidae
Exons: 2
Coding region: 436-726 (96 amino acids)
Source: RefSeq, a predicted model, not a curated record
AAAUUUCAUCAAAUUUCAAUUAAAACUUUACUCUUUAUAAUAAUUGUAAAAUAAUUGAAAUAUUUUAACUAAAUUAUUGUCGAAAUUCAUAAUAGAAUAAUUGUUCCAAAGAAAAAGAAAAUUGAAUUUAAGAUUUAUUUAGUUUCAGUAGAGAAAAUUGUGUUAGAUAAAUAAAUAGAGUUAAGUAGAUUGCAACAAAUUAAAAAUAAAACAGUUUAGUUUCUAAUUUUCCCUUCGAAAUGCAUCACACGAACAAUGUUUGAUUAAUAAAUGAUGUAUCAAGCUUAACUUUGAAGUUAAACUGUGGUGGUGUGUGGUCGAGAAACGCUCUUUAACGACAUGCCCUUAAAAACCCUUUGCAGCGGAACAAUCGAGAGCCGACUAAAGAAGCAAGAUUCCUGCUAAAGCGACUGGUAGUAAUCCGGGCCGAACUUUAUGAAAAUGAACGUUUUGAAGAAAUGGCCAGCCAACCGUCAUGUGAUUAUGAUUGAAUUCUUCAAAUUGACGAACUUCUUGCAAUCAUCCAAUCUGGAAUAUAUGUGCUUAGAUGGUGCAAAAUACAGGAAAUUGCGCGCAACACCUUAUCGUAGUUAUUGGUACUGUGUAACACCGAAUUGUCCCGCUUACGUAGUGUUGUGUGACUUAAAAGGCGGUUCAUUAAAGAAAUUUAAAAUCCAUAACGACGACUGUGGCUCGACUGCGAAGAGAAAAAUUCGAAUAAAAUAAUUUUAAUAAUAGAAAAUCACUUGUAAACACAAUCAUCCACAUAAGAGCACCUUAAGAAGAGUACCUUAAUAAAAACUACUGUCAUGUUUAUCUUAAUUGGUUUUUAUUUGUCACUGUCAAUACUUUAAAACUAUUAAGCAUAUUAGAAUCCAAUUUUUUUACUAAUCGAUUUUUUUCCUUCCAUUCUCGCUUUCUUCUAUAUUUUCUUAUUACUUUUC